Colius striatus (speckled mousebird) is the source of this 2500-nucleotide messenger RNA. It is a transcript of the gene IHH, whose product is annotated as Indian hedgehog signaling molecule. The transcript is spliced from 3 exons. Gene Ontology annotation, biological process: multicellular organism development; protein autoprocessing; cell fate specification. The coding region runs from base 1 to 1227 and encodes 408 amino acids. The record is from RefSeq and is a predicted model, not a curated record. NCBI's taxonomy places the organism in Eukaryota, Metazoa, Chordata, Aves, Coliiformes, Coliidae. Gene Ontology annotation, molecular function: patched binding; calcium ion binding.
AUGAAGCCGGCGCGGCUGCUGCUGCUGCUGAGCGGGUGCGCGCUGCUGCUGGCGCCGGCCGUGCGCGGCUGCGGGCCGGGCAGGGUGGUGGGCAGCCGGCGCCGCCCGCCCCGCAAGCUCAUCCCGCUCGCCUACAAGCAGUUCAGCCCCAACGUCCCCGAGAAGACGCUGGGAGCCAGCGGCCGCUACGAGGGAAAGAUCGCACGCAACUCGGAGCGCUUCAAGGAGCUCACGCCCAACUACAACCCCGACAUCAUCUUCAAGGACGAGGAGAACACCGGAGCCGACCGGCUCAUGACCCAGCGCUGCAAGGACCGCUUGAACUCCCUGGCCAUCUCUGUCAUGAAUCAGUGGCCGGGAGUGAAGCUGCGGGUGACGGAGGGCUGGGACGAGGACGGGCAUCACUCGGAGGAGUCGCUGCAUUACGAGGGCCGAGCCGUGGACAUCACGACCUCGGACCGGGACCGCAAUAAGUACGGCAUGCUGGCCCGUCUGGCCGUGGAGGCCGGCUUCGACUGGGUCUACUACGAAUCCAAGGCUCACAUCCACUGCUCCGUCAAGUCAGAGCACUCGGCUGCCGCAAAGACAGGAGGCUGCUUCCCUGGGCGGGCACUGGCGACGCUGGAGGAUGGGUCUCGGAUGCCGCUGUGGGCACUGCGCCCGGGCCAGCGGGUGCUGGCAAUGGACGGGGCGGGCAGGCCCACCUACAGCGACUUCUUGGCUUUCCUGGACAAGGAGCCCCGCUCCCUCACCUCCUUCCACGUCAUCGAGACGCGGGAGCCACCGCGGCGCCUGACCCUGACACCCACCCACCUGCUCUUCGUGGCCGAAAACGCCUCGGUGCCCGCCGCCCGCUUCCACCCCACCUUUGCCAGCCACGUGCACCCCGGACACUUCGUGCUGGUGGCGGCGGGAGGGGGAGGUUUGCAGCCCGCCGAGGUGGUGAGGGUGCGGGACCAGAGGGACGUGGGAGCCUACGCGCCGCUGACACGCCACGGGACGCUGGUGGUGGAUGGCGUGGUGGCCUCCUGCUUCGCCCUGGUGCGGGAGCAGCAUCUGGCGCAGAUGGCCUUCUGGCCGCUCCGGCUCUACCAUAGCCUGCUGGGGUUGCCGGGGGCACAGGGGGAUGGUGUGCACUGGUACCCGGGGCUGCUCUAUCGCCUGGGCAGGCUGCUCCUGCCCCCCGAAAGCUUCCACCCACUGGGGGUGCCCUGGGCAGAGAGCUGAGGGUGCGCCCCAGCCAGCGCCGCUGGCGGAGGUAGUGGCUGCAGGGCGGCUCACCGGGGGCCAAGACCCCCUCCCAAAGCUGGGUGCCCGUGGGGAGCUGCCUCUGGCCCUGUAUGCUUGAGGCACAGCCACCUCCUGGCUGGGGGGCACCGGGGCUCCCCGUCGUGCCUCCUCCAUGCCCACCGUCCCCUCCUCACCGCCUUGUUCCUGGGGAUGGGGUGGGGGAGGCAUGAAGGAUCCCCCCCCAGACAUGGGAGUGCCCCUGGCUGGAUCCACAUGCUGCUAUUUGUGUGUGUGUGUGAUGUGUGUGUGCGUGUGUGCAGAAUUAGCUGACGUCAGAGGUGUGACAGAGGCGGGCGAGUGGGGAAGAGGAGUGAGCUCCAGGCUGCUCCCAUGGGGCUCCCAGCCUGCCCUCACCCUCCUUUGGGAGAGGGCCCCCAGGGCCCUUUGCCAGGCAGCCCAGUGAGAGGGUGGGCAAUGCCAUUCCCAGCCCUGGGACAUGGCAGCUGGGAGGAGGGUGGCCCAGGCACUAGGACUGUGCCUUGCCUCCAAGGGGGGGGCCAAAACCAGCCGCUGCAUGUCUGGGGUGCCCAAGCAUGGGCAGGGAUGGAGGGGCUGAUAUGGCUCUGGCAUGAGAGGCCUGACUCAGCGACACGAGUGCUGCUGGAGUGAGAGACCAAGGAGUGGGUCCUCGAGCUCUGCCCAAAGCCAGCACUGUAGGCACCUGGCCAGGCGUGCCCAUGGGGAAACUCUGACAGCAUGGAAGGCUUUGGCUGGCAAGAGGGGGCCGUGGAGGCAGGCGUGAGGGCAGGAGGGUGCAGCGCGAGCCAGGCAUGGGCACACACUGGUGGGAGCAGGGAUGAGGAGAGCUGGGGCUGCAGCCGCAGCCUGCUGGAGCCAGGAGAGGGAAAGCCUCCCUUGCCUUCCCGGCCCCCCACCCUGAGCUGGCUCAGCCCAGAGCCAUGCCUUUCCCACUCCAAAGCUAAAGAACUCUUCAAGCUCCAGACUCUGCCUGGUCUGACCUCCCCGACCCUCCAGCUCCCCAAACCUUCAGGGUAACUCCUUGCUGCUCACCCACUCCCAGGGCUGAGAGAGUCCAGAGCUGCAGCCACGGUCCCCUCUUCAAAAUCCUAGCUAAAGCCUCAGCCUUUCCUGGCUCCACAUUAGUGGGAGGGAGGAGGGCUCUGAGCUGUGUCCCCCUGCAGCAUCAUGCGUCGUUAUUUAUUUACCUGCUCUUUGUAUGUACCAUAGAUGGGAGGCAGCGUGGGCACGU